AUUUCUUAAGAUUAAACCCUUCGUUCAUGUCGGGUCUAUCAAAGAGACACCCGAGACACCCAAAGAGAAAAAAAUGGAUCUUGCAAAUCUCCUCCUCUUGCUUCUUCUCAUGUUUGCUUCCACCAUAAACGCCCAAUUCCCGGCGACCUACUGUGGUUCGACCGGCAACUUCACUGCCAACAGCACCUACCAGAACACCCUCACCUUCCUCCUCUCCACCAUCUCCACCGCCAGCGACCUGUCUCUCUCCUAUGGCUUUUUCAAUAACUCCGCUCCCAUCGUCGGCUCCUCCAAAACCCUCUAUGUCUAUGGCCUCUGCCGUGGUGACUUAACCGCCGGAAACUGUCGCGCCUGCCUCAUUGACUUGGACUCCAACAUGAGCCGCCUCUGCCCCCUACAAAAGGAGGCACUCCUCUACACCCGGAACUGCAUCAUCCGGUACUCGGAUGCCCCGUUCUUCAGUUCAGUCGCAACAGAACCCUCCUACGUGGCAAGAACCUCUGACGAUGUCUCGAGCCCGGACACAUACGGCACAUCGAUGAGGAAGCUCCUGAACGGUCUGCGGGACGAGGCGGCGGGUGGCGGCGUGCUGAGAAAGUACGCAUCGGGGAACGAAUCAGCGGGGCCUGACUUCAUCUACGCGUUGGUGCAGUGCACAUCAGACUUGACGAAGCAGCAAUGCAGCGACUGCCUGGGGCUAGGCGUCCAAGUGAUCAUGGAUUGCUGUGUCAGGUACACAGGAGGACGGUUCAUGGUGCCAAGUUGUCUGAUCCUGUAUGAGACCAAUAAUCGGUUCAUGAACUCAGUCAGUGAGCCACUUGCACCACCGCGGCCACCGUCGCUUCCAUCGCCGGAGGGAGAUGUGCGGCCUCCACCACCAGGAAUAAGCUACAAAGUAGGAAAAAGCAACAAACCUACCGUGAUAACCAUUGCCAUUGCUGUUCCUAUUGGAGGUAUUAUGGUACUUCUCUUUCUCACUGGUCUUUGGCUUCGAAGAAAAGGAAAGAAGACGUAUGAAGUCAUCAAAGCAAUAAACGGCACAAAUGAACUUACCACCAUGGAGUCAUUGCAAUUUGAUUUGGCUACAAUGCAAUCCGCGACAAAUGAUUUCUCUCCUGAAAAGAAAUUGGGUGAAGGUGGAUUUGGUGAAGUUUUCCAGGGUAGACUUCCUAAUGGACAAGAAAUCGCGGUGAAGAGGCUAUCUCGAAGCUCAAGACAGGGUGAUGAAGAAUUCAAGAAUGAAGUUUUAUUAGUUGCCAAGUUUCAACACAGAAAUCUUGUACGAUUGCUUGGAUUUUGCCUGGAAGGAGCUGAAAAGCUAUUGGCCUAUGAGUUUGUGCCAAAUAAAAGCCUUGAUCACUUCUUAUUUGAUCUCGAAAAAAGGAGACAAUUGGAUUGGCCCAUGCGUUAUAAAAUAAUAUCUGGAAUCGCUCGAGGAAUGCUUUAUCUGCAUGAAGAUUCUCGACUUCGGAUCAUCCAUCGUGACCUAAAAUGUAGCAAUAUCUUGUUGGACAAUGAAAUGAACCCAAAGAUUUCGGAUUUUGGCAUGGCAAGGAUUUUUGGAAUCAAUCAAAAUCAAGCUAGCACAAAUAAAAUUGUGGGAACUUUUGGUUACAUGUCUCCGGAAUAUACAAUGCAUGGAGAGUUCUCAGUGAAAUCCGAUGUUUAUAGUUUCGGCAUACUACUUCUAGAGAUCAUUUGUGGCAAGAAGAAUAACUUCUAUCCCCAAUUGGAUGGGGGUGAAUAUCUUGCUACUUAUGUGUGGAAUCAGUGGAGAGACAACAGGCCCUUGGAAGUGUUGGACCCGACUAUAGAGGAUUCAUAUUCAAGAGAUGAAGUACUUCGAUGCCUACACAUGUGCUUACUAUGCAUUCAGGAAGAUCCGGCUAUUAGACCCACUAUGGCAACCGUAGUUCUCAUGCUUAGUAGCAAUUCCAUUAACCUACCAUUGCCUCAACAUCCAGCUUUCUUCAUCCAAAGAAGUUUACAGGGACAGAGAGUCCCAAUGGAAGAGCUUGAAUUGGAGCAAUCCACCAGGAGGACUAUGCCUUUAUCAACCAAUGACAUGUCGAUUACUGAAUUAGACCCUCGGUGAAUGGUGGUGUGACAGAAAUCUUUCUUCGUGGAUGGUCUCGCAAUAAGAAUGCUUGGCCUUCAGCUGAGAUUUUCAUUAACAAAAGCAAAAAUCAAUGUAUUUGGAGAAUAAGCUCUACGGCAAUCAUGUGCUAAAAGAGAGGAUCCCUACAAGCAAUCCAUAAUAGCUAUUGAUUCUUCUAAGGUUUUCUUACUAUUUGAGGCUAAAUCGUACAUAGAUCUAUUGUAAUUAAGCACAUUUGGAAAUUAUUGUUCUUCUAUAAGACUCAUUACCACUACUUCUAUCCGAACAAAUUAAUCAAAUGGAAGUGUU
Messenger RNA from Eucalyptus grandis, 2407 nucleotides. Its product is annotated as cysteine-rich receptor-like protein kinase 10. Gene Ontology annotation, molecular function: protein kinase activity; ATP binding. The coding region runs from base 74 to 2095 and encodes 673 amino acids. The transcript is spliced from 7 exons. Gene Ontology annotation, biological process: protein phosphorylation. The record is from RefSeq and is a predicted model, not a curated record. Lineage: Eukaryota; Viridiplantae; Streptophyta; Magnoliopsida; Myrtales; Myrtaceae.